Messenger RNA from Acipenser ruthenus (sterlet), 3157 nucleotides. RefSeq names its product tripartite motif-containing protein 16-like. Gene Ontology annotation, molecular function: zinc ion binding; protein binding. The transcript has 7 exons. The record is from RefSeq and is a predicted model, not a curated record. NCBI's taxonomy places the organism in Eukaryota, Metazoa, Chordata, Actinopteri, Acipenseriformes, Acipenseridae. Bases 101 to 1840 code for a protein of 579 amino acids.
AAACCCCGCCUCUCAGAGCUUUACACAACUCCAGGAAAUCAGCGCAGUGAAGUUUCGUUUCUUGUGAAAUCGUCAGUCUCUCUGUCUCACUGCAGCAGAAAUGGCUUCAAAAGUAUGGUCAGAGGAUCGGUUUAGCUGUCCAGUAUGUCUGGAGAUAUUGAAGGACCCAGUCACUAUUCCAUGUGGACACAGUUACUGUAUGGGGUGUAUUAAGAACUGCCUGGAUCAGACUGAUCAUACAGGUGUCUACAGCUGCCCCCAGUGCAGAAAGACCUUUACCCCAAGGCCUGAUCUGUGCAGAAACACCAUGCUGGCCGAACUUGUGGAGGAAUUAAAGAAGUCAGGACUCAAUCCUCCUCCUGCUCAAAGUUAUGCUGGACCUGGAGAUGUGCCGUGUGAUUUCUGCACUGGGAGAAAGUUCAAAGCUGUGAAAUCCUGUUUGACGUGCCUGGCCUCUUACUGUGAAACACACGUCAAGCCUCACUAUGAGGGGGCUGCUUUCAAGAGGCACAAGCUGAUCAAUGCAAUUGGAGAUCUGGAGCAGAAGCUUUGUGCUGAACACCAGAAGGUUUUAGAGGUCUUCUGUAGAACCGAUCAGACGUGUAUUUGUGUGUUGUGUAUUGUCAAGGAACACAAGAACCAUGACACACUCUCAGCUGAGGCAGAAAGGAGUGUGAAACAGAAGCAGCUGGGAGAGACACAGACAGAAAUACAACAGAGAAUCCAGGAGAGACUGAAAGAAAUUAAGGAGCUGAAACAGGCUGUGGAGUCACUGAAAAGAUCUGCAUGCACAGAAAUAAAGGAAAGUGAGAAGAUCUUUACUGAGCUGAUCCGAUCCAUUGAGAAGAUCCACACUGAGGUUAUUGAGCUGAUUGGAGCUAACGAGAAGGCUGCAGUGAAUCAGGCUGAAGGACGCAUGAAGAAACUGGAGCAGGAGAUUGCUGAGCUAAGGAGGAGAAACGCUGAGCUGAAACAGCUUUCAGAGACAGAGGAUCACAUCCAUUUUCUACAGAAUUUCCAGUCUCUCUGUGCCCCUCCUGAAGCUGGAGACUUACCCAGCAUUACUGUCAAUACAGACAUCUCUUUUGGGGCUGUGAGGAAAGCUGUAUCUGAACUUAAAGACCAUAUUGAGGACUUCUGCAAGGAGAAAUUAGUCAAAAUAACCACAACAGUGAAUGAAGUUGCAGUUUACAGUCUGCAGGCUCCAGAGCCAAGGAACAGAGCUGGGUUUUUAAAAUUGAAUGAAGUUGCAGUUUACAGUCUGCAGGUUCCAGAGCCAAGGAACAGAGCUGAGUUUUUAAAAUAUUCCUGUCAGCUCACACUGGACCCCAACACAGCGUAUAGAGAGCUCUGUCUGUCUGAAGGUAACAGAAAGGUGACACUGAGGAGAGAGACCCAGCGAUGUGCUGAUGAUCACCCUGAGAGAUUUGACCGCUUUGCCCAAGUGCUUUGCAGAGAGGGUUUGUCUGGGACUCGCUGUUACUGGGAGAUUGAGUGGAGUUGUGGGUGGGCUGAUAUAGGAGUCACAUAUAAAGGAAUCAGCAGGAAAGGAGGGGAUCGUUACUGUAGCCUAGGACUCAAUGACAAGUCCUGGAGUUUGGUCUGCUCUGGUUCCAGUUACACUGCCCAGCACAAUUACAAUCACACUGCAAUAACUGCCCCCCACUCCCCCAGAAUAGGAGUGUAUCUGGACUUUAAUGCCGGCACGCUGUCCUUUUAUAGCGUCUCUGACACAAUGACCCUCCUGCACAGAUUCCAAACCACAUUCACUGAGCCGCUCCAUCCUGGGUUUUGGCUUUGGGGUUAUGAUUCCACUGUAACAAUCUGCCAGCUGAACUAGACUGUUUUGUGUUGUAAGAAACCCUUUGUAUUGAACUCCCUGUCUGUCCUCUCCACUCCUCGGGUGAAGGGAAUGUUCAAUCUGACACAACUUUGGAUGAACGUUAGGGGGUAAAACGGCGCCACCUGCAGAGCGAAACGAGGUGAAUUAUUUGUUUUUACACUUGGGGCCCAGGCAGCCUCUUUUACAGUUUAAUCUGUCAAGUUAGUGUUUUGUAAUUGUAAACACUCACAACUGGACAGUAUUUAUUGAUUGCAAACACAUAAAUAGCAGCAAGUGGCAGACUUAGUUGGCAUCUCUGCACAGUGCUAAAAUUCCCACAGCAAGUACUGAUAAGUAUCUCUUCAGGUGAUUGUAGCUCACUAAAUAAUUCCACAAUGUGUUCCUAUAUUGCACUUCCAUUGGCUAAAUAGGACUCAAAUGUGCAGGUUUGAAAAACAUGACGGGCAAGAUUCUCAGAAAACCAUGUUUUUGUUUCAAAUUGGACUGUCUAUCAAAUGGAUAUUUAUAGAUAUUUAUAGUAUCCAGCUGAACUAUUUGGGAUUUAGGUGCAUCUGGUAAAUCUAUAAACCCUGGGGUUUCAAACAUACCUUUAUACAGCAAGCAAUAGGUACAAGAUGCCUUUUGCUCAUGUUAUUAUAAUUUUGUAAAUUAUCUCUUUGGAUUCCUGAAAUGUUUGGAUAAUUACCCUAAAGAGCAUUUAAUCUGAUGCAUCGGGUCUAUUCAUUAGGCAGUUCAAAGUUUCAAUAUUAUAAUUGUUUGCUUAUUUUAACAAUAAUGUGAGUGAAAUAUCAUCACAAGAAAGAAGACAUUUCCAUGGAUAUCGUAAAUCACAAUCAAAUUGCAUUACAUGUGCAAUCUGCCCACAGUGGAAAAGCAGAAACGUGUUUUAAGCUUGGCCUUUGUCGCCCUCUUCAGGACAAACUCUGCAGCUGCGCAGAGCUUGAUUGAAAGCAAUUAUUUUCCCUUGGUGUGGUUCCAUUGGAAAUGUAGGGCUUUAUUCACACAACCUUCAGGACUGUUCCAAGCACUGUUCUGUUAAAGACUCUUUAUGGUUUAAAUCAAGUUGUUUAGAGAGGGGGAGCAGUUUGUUAUUUAUUAAUUUUAUUGUGUAUUAUUAUUCAAAGCACUGUUUAAGGUCAACAAUCUUUAUAAUCAGGUUUUAAAUUAAAACCAAAACAUGAAUGUAAAGAAGCACCAUUUUAAUAAGCAUUUGUGUUUCUGUACUUCAAUUGAUGCAAACCUUUUUUUCAUGUACUUUUUCUUUAAAUGUUUUGUAAAGUUUUAAUGUUCAAUAAAUGUUUUGUUCUGCGCCUA